AUGGACAGAAUGACAGAGGAUGCCCUGCGCCUGAACCUGCUGAAGCGCAGCCUGGACCAGGCAGAGGAGCGAGAGGAUGUCCUGGCCAAGAGACUGAAAAUGGAGGGGCAUGAGGCCAUGGAGCGCCUCAAGAUGCUGGCAUUGCUGAAGAGGAAGGACCUCUCUGGCAUCGAGGUGCCUCACGAGCUGCCAGGGAAGCAGGAUGGGGUGAAGGGCUACGAGGAGAAGCUGAACGGCAGCCUGCGGCCCCACGGUGAGGGCAGGACCACAGGGAGGCCUGGCAAGGAGAACAUCAACGACGAGCCCGUGGACAUGAGUGCCAGGAGGAGCGAGCAGGACAGAGGUCGCCUGACGCCGUCCCCGGACGUCAUCGUCCUGUCCGACAACGAAGCCUCCAGCCCCCGCGCAGGCUCCCGCAUGGAGGAGAGGCUGAAGGCAGCCAACCUGGAGAUGUUCAAGGGGAAGAGCAUCGAGGAGCGGCAGCAGCUGAUCAAGCAGCUCCGCGAUGAGCUGCGGCUGGAGGAGGCCAGGCUUGUGCUGCUGAAGAAACUGAGGCAGAGUCAGCUGCAGAAGGAGAAUGUGGUCCAGAAGGCUCCAGUUGUCCCAAAUGCAGCAUCGAUUGUCCAGCCAUCUCCUGCUCACGUGGGACAGCAGGGACUGUCCAAGCUUCCCUCCAGGCCUGGAGCUCAGGGGGUUGAGCCUCAGAACUUAAGGACAUUACAGGGGCACAGUGUCAUCAGGUCUGCCACCAACACCACCCUGCCCCACAUGCUGAUGUCCCAACGAGUGAUUGCCCCCAACCCUGCCCAGCUGCAGGGGCAGAGGGUCCCCCCCAAGCCUGGCCUCAUCCGCACCACCACUCCCAGCAUGAAUCCAGCCAUCAGCUACCAGCCGCAAUCCAGCUCCUCCGUGCCAUGCCAGCGGACAUCCUCCUCAGCCAUCUACAUGAACCUUGCCUCCCACAUCCAGCCUGGCACCGUCAACAGAGUGUCCUCCCCCCUGCCCAGCCCCAGCGCCCUCAACGACGCUGCCAACUCGCAGGCGGCUGCCAAGCUGGCACUGCGCAAGCAGCUGGAGAAGACCCUGCUGGAGAUCCCCCCCCCCAAGCCGCCUGCCCCCCUGCUGCACUUCCUGCCCAGCGCAGCCAACAGCGAAUUCAUCUACAUGGUGGGGCUGGAGGAGGUGGUGCAGAGCGUCAUCGACAGCCAGGGCAAGAGCUGCUCAUCCCUGCUGCGUGUGGAGCCCUUCGUCUGCGCCCAGUGCCGCACCGACUUCACCCCACACUGGAAGCAGGAGAAGAGUGGCAAGAUCCUGUGUGAGCAGUGCAUGACCUCCAACCAGAAGAAGGCUCUGAAGGCAGAGCACACCAACAGGCUGAAGAAUGCCUUUGUGAAAGCCCUGCAGCAGGAGCAGGAGAUCGAGCAGAGGCUACAGCAGCAGGCAGCCCUGUCCCCCACCGCCGCUCCGGCCGUGUCCAGCGUCAGCAAGCAGGAGAACAUCAUGAGGCACCACAGCCUGCGGCAGGCUCCCCAGCCGCAGAGCACCCUGCAGCGUGGCAUCCCCACCUCUGCCCGCUCCAUGCUCUCCAACUUCGCACAGGCACCGCAGCUCUCGGUGGCAGGAGGGCUCCUGGGCAUGCCAGGUGUGAACAUUGCCUACCUGAACGCGGGCAUGGGCGGCCACAAGGCGUCGAGCCUGGCGGACCGGCAGCGAGAGUACCUGCUGGAUAUGAUCCCUCCCCGCUCCAUAUCCCAGUCCAUCAGUGGCCAGAAAUAG
This is a messenger RNA of Indicator indicator, 1776 nucleotides long. It is a transcript of the gene GATAD2B, whose product is annotated as GATA zinc finger domain containing 2B. Gene Ontology annotation, cellular component: NuRD complex. The record is from RefSeq and is a predicted model, not a curated record. NCBI's taxonomy places the organism in Eukaryota, Metazoa, Chordata, Aves, Piciformes, Indicatoridae. Gene Ontology annotation, molecular function: sequence-specific DNA binding; zinc ion binding. The transcript has 10 exons. Gene Ontology annotation, biological process: negative regulation of transcription by RNA polymerase II. The coding region runs from base 1 to 1776 and encodes 591 amino acids.